Molecule: messenger RNA, 3981 nt
Organism: Ornithorhynchus anatinus (platypus)
Lineage: Eukaryota; Metazoa; Chordata; Mammalia; Monotremata; Ornithorhynchidae
Gene: TOGARAM2
Product: TOG array regulator of axonemal microtubules 2
Exons: 19
Coding region: 760-3717 (985 amino acids)
Biological process (GO): microtubule cytoskeleton organization
Cellular component (GO): cilium; cytoplasmic microtubule
Molecular function (GO): microtubule binding
Source: RefSeq, a predicted model, not a curated record
UCCUUCCCAGACUUCCAGGUCUGGACCUCUCCAUUAGCCCCCGGGGCCUUCGUCUUUCCACACUCUUCCUGGCACACCAUUUCCGCGAUCCUGCCUAAGUUAGCUCUUUCAGAGAGCCCUUGAGGUGCUAUUAGUUGUCAGCAGCCAAGGGCACCCUAAAGCCAGAGUGAGUCCUACCUUACCACACGGGAUCUACGGCUACUGCUCCAGUUCCUCAAUUCAUCUUCCUCCUCCUUUCUCUGGCCCCUUCCAGGUCCAUUUUUCAUCUCCUUCCUCUUUUCCCCAGAUUAUAGACCCUGGGAAAGUCACCAUGCCCUGCAACUCUGGUUCUCUUGUCACCCUGACCCCCACCUCUCCAAAGGGGGGAAUUUUCUCCUCCAACUUCCAAGCUUCACCCUCACAGUCUGGGUCUUGGGAGGGGGUGGGUUUUUUUCCCAACAUGGCCACCUCGCUGAGCAGUGAGCACGACACUAGCUCUGAGUCCAGCACGCCCACCGUCCCCAGUGGUUGUCCUUCCCUUCUGGCCUCCUCUUUCCGCUGCCUUCCAAGCCAGCCGAGGCUCCAUUUUGCCGAUUGUCACUAGUUUCCCCCGGAGAGUGUGGCGGUGUGUGUUUCCUCUCCUCUGCUGCAGGUUGCCACGGGCCCCUGGAUGCCGCGGGCCAGAAACCUCAGCAGCUGCUAAGGCUCAGGUUACCGGCAGUCCACAGCAGCCCAGCUAAGAGUGUCACUGCUGAGGGGCCCCUCCCGCCACCCUAAGGCAUGGCCACCCACGAUGACUUCUCCACAGCUAAGUACCGGGUCCCUGUGGCUGUGUACUGUGGAAGCGUACCCAGGGCUGCCUCCAGCUACCAGCCCGUCUGUGGAAGAGGCAUCGACUCCAGCCUGCGCUCCUGGGAGGCGGGGAGAGAAGCCUCCCUUCAGACUCUGUUGGAAGUCCAGAUGAAGAAGCAGCAGCCGUAUUUGUGGGGUGAGGAUGGAGACCCAGAUGGCCUCAAACCCGGUGCCCUCUGGCCGGGCUGGCAGGGCUGCGGUGGGCCUCAGAAGGACCUGGGGGAUGUCUCCCAGCUGCAACCCACCGCCCAGGAAUUGGAGGCCAGCAGUGCUGCUAUGGAAACCAUCCAGAUCAAAGACAAACUGAAGAAGAGGAAACUCUCUGAAGGGCUUUCUGGGGCUCCUCGAGGAGGAGCUAGGGGAGAUAACCCGAAGGCUGCCCUUCCUCUUGCAGCCUCCCUGAGGCUCCUGCCAGCACCCAUGCCUCCCAUCCUGAGCAUCCCCACCACCCCAGAGGCCCAGGGGUCACUGCAGAAUGGCCCAGAUCCUCAGGGAUCCAACAGGGACCACCUGAAGCCAACCCUGGCCACCCAAAAGGCACAGAGCUCUCUUCAGUUCCUGCAAUGCAAUGACGAGAAGAUAAGGAAGUCCCUAGGUGGUGCUCCGAUCCCUCCCAUCCCCAAGGCCGGGAGGUCUCCCAGGAAUGACGCCAACGCCUCCGUUCCGGUCCCCCUGCCCAGUCUCCUGCUGCCAGGUCAGGGGAGCCCACCAGUAAGAUCAGUGCUGCAAAGAAGUCCCAGUGAGAAAGCCCUAACGUCUCUGGAAGCUCGGACCCUGGGUCCUCCGGUCAGAAAGGAGCUAACUCGUGGGGCAAAGCCUGCUGGAUCCGAGACCCCAUCUCUGUGGCAAACCCUCUCCUUCAGCCAAGCUACGGUUGCCAAGUGGCCACUAACCCAGACAGAAGAGGACCAGAAAGAGAGUCAUGGCAAGGUCCCCAUCACCAUCUCCAAGUCAGCUCAGGAGAAGAUGCGCCUGAGGCAGAAGAAAGAGCUGGAACCGCUGGUGCGAGGAUGGGAAGGAGAUCCGGAGCAGGAGGGGUUCCGGGUGUUCCAGGACCAGCCGCAGAACCCGUCCCCAGGGAGAGUCAAUCAGGGAGAACUCGCUCCUCUCCGGGGCAGUGGAGUCCUGCCCCGACCUGCCAGGCCGCGGAGCCCAGGUCAAACCAGCCCCAGCAUCAUCCUGAACAAGCAGGCCAGCAGGGCCGGCCGGGCCUCCCUGCCCAGCCUACCGGUCAGCAGCCGAGACUCCAGUCGGGGGCGCCACACCUCAGCCAAGUCUCUGCCAGCAGCCCUCGUGACCAGUCCUCCAGAAGCAGCGGCAGUACCUGAAGAGGGCCUGGCUCAGGACCUCCGGCCUCUCUCCCACCCUGAGCUGGGGUUGAUGGAGGCCCUCCAGUGGCUCAGUAACAGUGACUGGCAGCUGAAAGAGAAGGGGCUGGUGAGUGUGCGGCGCCUGGCGGCUUGUCAUCCCGACGUGCUCGAAGGGCGACUCCACGAUGUUUGCUUAGCCGUGACACGGGAGGUCUCCAACCUCCGCUCCAAAGUAUCACGCUUGGCCAUCAGCACACUGGGCCACCUGUUCCAGACCAUGAAGAAGCAUAUGGACCAGGAGGCGGAGGAAAUUGCCCGCUGCCUGCUCCAGAAGGCGGGGGACACCAGCGAGUUCAUACAACGAGCUGCAGACCGGUCUCUGAGAGCCAUGGUGGAGAGUGUGACCCCAGCCCGCUCCCUGUUGGCCCUCACUGCAGGGGGUGCCUAUCACCGCAACCCCUCGGUCCGGAAGGUCACUGCCGAGCACUUGACAGCAGUCGUGGAGCAGAUGGGAGCCGAGAAACUCUUGUCGAGCCCCAGGGACAACACGGACGCGUUGAUUCGCAUCCUCGUCAAGCUGGCCCAGGACUCAAAUCAAGACACGAGGUUUUAUGGCCGGAAGAUGAUGAACGUCUUAAUGUCUCAUCCCAAGUUCGAUAUGUAUCUGAAGCAGUCGCUCCCAUCUCACGACCUGCGGGAUAUCAUGGUCGCCAUCAAGCAGCGGGGAGAAGAGAAUGCCGAGCCUCCAUCUGCCAAGGGCCGUAAGAUCUCCGCAAACAGCAGUGUGACGGUGUCUCGGGGUGGCCUGCUCUCCAAGGAAGGGGGCAGCCCGGACCUGCAGCGGGGGGCCGGCCGCCGCUCCGCGCUACGCGGUGUCGAGGUGGCGGAGCAGCUGAGGGAGCUGAAGGAACUGCUGUCGGCCAAGGAGCACCAGGCGCGGUCGGAGGGAGUGAGGCUACUCCUGCAGUGCUGCAGAAACCACCGGGGACUGGUCUCCGGAAACGUAAUUCAGAUCUUUGACGAUUUCAUCCCGAGGCUUCAGGAUUCUAACAAAAAAGUGAAUCAACACGCACUGGAGUCACUCACCCAGAUGGUACCCCUCUUGAAAGGGAGUUUACAUCCAGUGCUAAUCCCUGUCAUCACCGCUGUCUCAGACAACCUGAAUUCCAAGAAUUCUGGGAUUUACACAGCUGCAAUCCAGGUUCUGGAUACUAUGAUUGCCAACUUAGAUAACCUCUGGCUUCUUCAAGCGUUUGCCGGCCGAGUACGUUUUCUCUGCGGGCGAGCUGUGCGCGACAUCACGGAGCGUCUGUCCGUGCUGGUGGUGUCGGUGUAUCCUCGGAAGCCUCAGGCCGUGGAACGCCACAUCCUCCCAGUCCUCUGGUACUUCCUGAGCAACAUGAUCGGCAGCGGGGUGCUUCCUGGUCAUGGGGGGUACGUCCGGUUGGUGGUGAGCAAGCUGGCUAAGAGCCUGCAGGAACAGAUGGGCUCCAGGCUGCAGGAAUAUGCCAGCAGUCAAUCCACACAUGUCAAGAGAUGCCUUCAGGGACUCUUAGAUGCGGAGGGCUCCCAGUGAGAUCCAGCGGGGACAAAGAGUGGGGAGGAAAGAAAACACCUCCAUCUGGAGACAUCUGGCAGCCCAAGCCCCUUCUCAGUUGGAGAAAAGAUGGAUGAGAAAUGGGCAAGAAUAAUUUCUCUCUUUUUUAUGGUAUUUAAGUGCUAUACUUAUACUAUAUGCACUAUAUAUCAAGCAGUCUUCUAAACCCUGAGAUAGAUAAAAGGUUGGACACAGUCCAUGUCCCCCUGAAGCUUCCAGUCUAGGAGGCCAAACAGGUAUUGA